Messenger RNA from Orcinus orca (killer whale), 2972 nucleotides. It is a transcript of the gene FANCE, whose product is annotated as FA complementation group E. The transcript has 10 exons. The coding region runs from base 260 to 1885 and encodes 541 amino acids. Gene Ontology annotation, biological process: interstrand cross-link repair. The record is from RefSeq and is a predicted model, not a curated record. Lineage: Eukaryota; Metazoa; Chordata; Mammalia; Artiodactyla; Delphinidae. Gene Ontology annotation, cellular component: Fanconi anaemia nuclear complex.
UUGCCCCUUCCGGCCUGCCCUUGCGCCCAGACCCGGCCGCACUUCCCCGUUCCUUUCCUUUCUGAUAGAUCUAGUCUCGCGCGCUGGCGGGGUGCGAGUCCGAGAGCCUCCCCGAACGCUGAGGAGGGAAUGUGGGGCGCGCAGGAAGGGGCCGGCCGCAGCAUCAGGGCCGGCGCUGUCGUCCGCCUCCCUUUCCCCAGGCCCCGGAGCUGAGGCCCGAAACCAGAGCUCGGGGCAGCGCGGCUCCCUGGCCCCGGGCAUGGAGGCCCCGGAGGCGGCACCCGCUCAGGCUGAGGGCGCGGAGCCGGCGCCCUGGGCGCACCUAGAGGCCCCCGCCCGCCUCCUGCUGCAGACGCUGCAGGCGGAGCCCGACGGGGCGCGGCGCGGCUUGGGGGUGCUGCGGGCUCUGAGCGGCCGCGGCGGGGAGCCCUUCGGCUGGGACCGCGUCUUUGAGGCGCUGUGCCGGGAGGAGCCAGUAGUGGAGGGCCCGGACUGUCGCCUGGAGCUGAAACCACUGCUGCUGCGAUUGCCCCCGUUAUGCCAGAGGAACCUGAUGUCCCUACUGAUGGCUGUUUGGCCGUCGCUGCCCGAAAGCAGUCUCCACCCUGUGCUGCAGGUUGUGCAGCAGGAUCCAAGCCCCGACCGUGAUCCCUGGCUCCGGGCCCUUGGGGAAUUUCUGCGAAGGGAUCUGGGUGUUGGGGUCUCCACUGAGGGAGUGUCUCCACUGUCUAAAAGGUGCCAGAGACGGCUCCGAGGCCUGUGUAGGCAGCUGGGCCAAGGGGGCAGGAAGUUGAAGUUGCCCCAGGCUCCAGAUCCCGAAGGGACAAAACAGGAGGAGGACAUGGACUCCCAGCGGCCUGGGAAACGCAGAAAGGAAGCGGAGGAAGAGCCUGCCAGUCCUGAGGGGGAGAGGGCCCCCAAAAGGCUCCGGUGUUUGGAAAAGGAAGAAGAAGAAAGUCAUGAGGAAAACAGACCUGAACGUGAAUCUUUGGAAUCCCUGGCCAAUGGAGGAGGUGCAUCGUCCAUUAAGAACCAGCCUGUUUUGGGGGCUAAGCCCAGUGAGGCUGGUCAGAGUCUAGAGGAUGCUAAGGGCCUACCUGAGAGUUUGGAGUUGCCCAGAGCUAUCCAGGAACAAGUUCCCAGGCUGCAGCAGCUGCUCAAGACCCUCGGGAAGGGGUUGGAAGGGCUGGAGGGCACCCCACCAGUUGAGCUGCAGCUUCUCCACGAAUGCAGUCCUGGCCAGGUGGACCUGGUGUGUGCCCAGCUGCAGCUCCCACAGCUCUCGGACACAGGUCUCCUGCAGCUCUGCACCUGGCUGCUGGCCCUUUCACCAGACCUCAGCCUCAGCAAUGCUACUGUACUGACCAGGAGCCUCUUCCUUGGACGGAUUCUCUCCCUGACUUCCUCAGCCUCCCGCUUGCUCACAACUGCCCUGACCUCCUUCUGUACUAAGUACACCUACGCCGUCUGCAGAGCCCUCCUUGGCCCUGUGCUCCAAGCCCCAGGAAUAGGUCCAGCUCAAACAGAGUUACUGUGUUGCCUUACAAAGGACGAGGCCCUGGAGCCGGACAUGCAGGCUCUAAUGCUGGGACAGAUCUUGGAGCUGCCCUGGAAGGAAGAGACUUUCUUGGUGUUGCAGUCACUCCUGGAGCGGCAGGUGGAGAUGCCCUCUGAGAAGUUCAGUGUGUUGAUGGAGAAACUCUGUAAAGAGGGGCCAGCAGCCACCACGUCCAUGGCCUAUGCCAAGCUCAUGCUGACAGUGGUAACCAAGUAUCGGGCCAAUAUCAGUGAGCCCCAGAGGCUGGGCCUGGCUGCAGUUCUGGAGCUCAAUACCACUUUCCUGAAGAAGUCCCUGCAGGCCGCCCUGAGACAGCUGGCCCCCUGACCAUCCACCAAGGGACCACCCUCCCGGACCUCCCUCAUCAGAUUCCCGAAGGACACUUCUGCCCUGAGCACCUCAUCCUGCCCCUUGCCUGGGGGUCAGGGCUGAGCCUGGCCAUCCCAGGGGUCAACUGUCUCCCUGCUCCAGGCUGCAGAGAGGCCAUCUGGGCCUCCCAGCCAGCAGGAAGGGUCUGGGGCUAAGGGGGCUGGGUGAGUUGUAUUACCAAGAGCUGCUGAGCCUGGGCUGCCUCCUUGUCAUUUCUACCUCAGGCUGUGGGGACAGACACUUUAAGAUAGGCAUCAGACUUCCUUGAUGGUCCAGCGGUUAAGACUCUGCACUUCCAUUGCAGGGGACGAGGGUUGCAUCCCUGGUUGGGGGAGUUCCGCAUGCCGUGAGAUGUGGCCAAAAUAUAAUAAUAAUAAAUAAAAUAGGAGUUAAGAUAGGCCUCAGUAGGGUCAAAGCAGACCCAGAGUGGACGACAGUGAUGCUCCAGGAGCCCCGGGAGAUCUGUAUGUUUAGCACAGAUCUCUUGUGCUCAAGUGUAUGUUAUGAUCCUCUGUGUUGUUUCUGACUUAAAUAAUAAUUUAUCAGUGGUAUUUCAUAAAAAGGAAGUUCAGUAAUGUUUUAUUAGAAGCAGUGCCUGCCUUCCUACUAACUCUGGGUGUUAGCUGAAAACACAUACCACGCCAUCCCCACCCUGCUCUGUGACAGGGGCAUCUUUUUCCAAGGGAAAUGUUCGGUGAGGGGAAGGUGGUAGAGUUCUGUGGGCCAGAUCAUGUAUGAUACCACCCACCCCAGCCCUAUCAGAGCUGUUGAGUACAUGGGUGGGCUGUGCAUCCUGCACUGGGGAGGGGGGCUUGAGGGUGAGAGUGACUCAGCCUGGAGUUGGGGAAGACUUUUGGGCAGAUGAUGGCUUUUGAGGAGGGAUCUGAAGGGCUCCUGGGAUUACUGUGAGCAGAGAACAGGGUGAGGCCUAUUGGACAGGAAAGACAGAAAGGGUGGGCAAUACUGUGGGCUUGUGUGUUCUACAACUAUAUUCCCACAGCACUUAGCUAGGCGCCUUGUUCAUAGUAAACACUUAACCUGGGGA